Messenger RNA from Drosophila grimshawi, 2739 nucleotides. RefSeq names its product caspase-9 (gene Damm). Gene Ontology annotation, biological process: proteolysis. Gene Ontology annotation, molecular function: cysteine-type endopeptidase activity. The record is from RefSeq and is a predicted model, not a curated record. The coding region runs from base 103 to 1719 and encodes 538 amino acids. Lineage: Eukaryota; Metazoa; Arthropoda; Insecta; Diptera; Drosophilidae. The transcript is spliced from 4 exons.
CUUUGAGAACGUUGAACCGGACGCAACGCUGCGCGGCCUACUUUGGAGACAAAGACAGGAAAAGAGAGAGAGAGAGAGAGCGCGAGAGAGAAAGCGAAAACAAUGGGUUGGUGGAGUAAAAAGAAAUCCACCGACGACGGGGGCUUCAGCACCGAUCGACAGGCACUGGCCCGGCAGGAUCCACGCACCCGAGUUAAUACGACGAGCGCCGCAACGGAAACAACAAACACGGCUGUGCAGAAUUCAACGAUAUUCGAUAGCAAUAAGAAUACGGUCACUUUUACGUCCACACGUCAAACGGUGACGCAUCGCCAGCAGGCGCGAGUUACCGAAAUGAUAACGCGUCGCACACCAAAUCCGGCCGAACUGGAAGAGCUCAUGGCGCAGUUGCGUAUGAAUGGUGGCACUGCAACGGCAACAACAACAACAACAACGACAACAUCGGGCGCAAAGCGUAUGAGUCCAUCCAGUCUGAAUGGGGUCGCAUUACGUUCGACGCCAUCAUUUAAACACAAUGUGUCAGAUGCGAGACGCUCCAACACCUUAGUCCGCAUGGAGCAGACGACCGUGUCACAGAAACAGGGACGCACUUUUACCCAGCAUGUGGAGGCGAAGCGCGUGGUGCUGAAACCCACCCAGAAAACCAGCUGGGCACCAAAAACAAACUCAACAACAACAACAACAACUAUCUCUAAGCCAUAUGUAUCGCCAUUUGCCCUGAAGCCAGUCGAUGCCACCACCUAUGUGUCGCCCUAUGCCAAUAAGACGAGCAGCACUAUCACCAGCUCAGUGUUUAGUAAGCCCACUGUGAGCAGCUCAAGCCUCAGUAAGCCCACUCUGAGCAGCACCAUAACAAUUAAACCAACAGUGACCAGGCCAACGCUUUCGACACCCAAGGUGACUGUGCCUCCACCCUUUAUCAGUCUGAAUCCCAGGAGUAGUGGAGCGGUGCCCAAAUCACGCUCGGCAAGUAUUGCCAGCUCCCAUGAUGCACAUGGUGUACUGAAGCCCACGAUGACAGCUAACCUACCGCCAACCAAAGUUGUGGCAACACCCAAGAAAAAGCUAAAGCCAGCCGAGGUGAUCAUUUUUAAUCAGGAGAAAUUUGACAAUAACGCUGAAUAUCGUGAAGGCAGUGCCGAGGAUGUAAAAGCCUUGGGUGACACCUUCCGGAAGCUUAAAUGCAAUGUGGAAGUCAUUAAGAAUGCAACAGUUAAGGAGGUCAAUAACAAAGUGCGCAAAUUGGAACAGAAAAACUACGAUGAUCGCUCCGCGCUGGUCCUUGUCAUACUGAGUCAUGGAAACCGCAAUGAUGUAAUUGCCGCCAAGGAUGGCGAAUACAAUCUGAAUGACGAUAUCAUCUUUCCCCUGCUGCGGAAUCGAACACUGCAGGACAAACCGAAAAUACUCUUUGUGCAGGCCUGCAAGGGUGCUCAGGAGACGGGAAGGUUCAAGACUGAUGCCAUACAGCCUCAAAGAGCACCCAAGGAUAUACUAAAGUGCUACAGCACCUACGAGGGUUAUGUCUCCUAUCGCCUUAAUAGCGGCACUCCCUUCAUUCAAACGCUGUGCGAGGUCCUCAUCAAUGAAACAAAUGUGGACAUUGAAAGCCUUAUGCGGGUUGUGAGAAAUUUGGUUCAGAGCUACACCAAGGAUGGUCAAGUUCCGUCCGUCACCAGCACAAUGUCCACUAAAUACGUGUUUGGAGAUUACGUCUAAGCAGGCUGCCAUUUAGAAUAUACUUAUAUAUUAGGAGUGUGCCCUUUCCUUGCGAGAUUCCCAACUAACCCUUGGAAGUUGACAACGACACGAAGCCUGGUCCUGCUAAGAUCAAGAGUUGCUAGACAAAUGACAUAACACUACAGUUUUAAUAGAAGAAAUACAACUUAUUAAGGGAAAAACUCAUUAUAGUUUGAGCAUAAAAUCUUAAAUAGGUGAAAUAGAGAGAGAGAGAGAGAGAAAGAGAGAGUCAUAAAUUUCCUUGUAUUUCUGAUCGGAGCUACAAAAUUAUGUUGGCUGAUUAACUUAGAAGAAUAAAUUUCACCAUUAUCAAUGGCAUUAUCAGCAUCCCAGAGAGAGACUUAUAACAGAUGACAAGUCAUUUAUAAACACCGUGAAGAGGCCAAGAUGACUUUCCUGCGGUACUCCUGAAAUAAUUUGAGCCGACUUCGAGACAGUGCAUCUAAAGUAAACUUUAUGUUUUGAAGACUGCAAGCAAACUGAAUAUUUCUGAGAUCCAGAGAGCCCAGAUAAGGACACAAAUAGUUAUUCAUAAUUGUAAAUCAUAAACAGAUAACAACGAGAUAUAGGUUUAGCUGGCAGCCAACAUGAACUAUUACAGCAACAAAGUCGAUUAUCUUAUCGCAUUCUCACAUUUAUUUAUACAACAGUUAAUGGUAUUUUAACUAUUUUCACACAUACAGAAUAGAAAAAUAGAUUAAAUAUCACAGAUUCCAAGUUAGGCUUAAAUCGAUCAUCAAUAAAUCGUUUCGUCAUCUCGAGGGUUAAUUACACCAUAAUACGAAUACACAACGAGCCACGUAUAAGACCUCCAGCCUGAAAGACUAAAAUCUGAAAGAGAAGCUCAUUUUAGUUCUGAGAAAUUACACACAUGGACCAAAGACAAUUCAGGACAUCAUCUGUGUGUGUGAGCAUUGCUUAAUUUUUUAUUAUACAAUAUUUAUGCGUUUUAGUUCAAAAUUUGAUAUAAUAAAAGCACAAAAAGUGAUAAUACUGAUA